CCCAAGCCCACAACAAAGCAAGCUCGAAGGCAAUCAAACAAUCAAUCCACUAACUACAACAAAAUUGCGCAAGACACAGAAAUUAGGGUUUCGGCCUGAAAAUCAAAUCCAAUUGCGCUCCCUCUACAAGUUCACCGUUAGAUUCAAACUGUGUGAGUGGUAGCACCAGAGGGCGAGGAGGAGAUGGAGAAGGAAUCGCCGUUGACGCUGGGAAAGCGAAGAGAAUCAGAACUCACUGACGACACUUCAAAGCCAAAGAAAGCUCGCAGUUCGGAACGCACGUGCGUUCACGAGGUAGCCGUUCCGAGCGGCUACGUCUCAAGCAAGGACGAACAACUUCACGGUACUCUCUCGAACCCUUUCUACGACGGUCCCAUGGCAAAGUCGUAUUCCUUCACCCUCGACCCUUUCCAGCAAGUCUCCAUUGCAUGCCUUGAACGAAAUGAGUCCGUUUUGGUGUCCGCACACACUUCCGCCGGCAAAACGGCAGUUGCAGAGUACGCCAUCGCAAUGUCGUUUAGGGACAAGCAAAGAGUCAUCUACACUUCCCCACUCAAAGCACUGAGCAACCAGAAGUACCGAGAACUCAGCCAAGAGUUUCAAGACGUUGGAUUAAUGACUGGCGAUGUAACGCUCUCUCCUAACGCCACGUGUCUUGUGAUGACAACGGAGAUUCUGAGGGGAAUGUUGUAUAGGGGUUCAGAGGUUUUGAAAGAAGUGGCGUGGGUUAUAUUCGAUGAGAUUCAUUACAUGAAGGACCGAGAAAGAGGUGUUGUUUGGGAAGAGAGUAUAAUCUUUUUGCCACCUGCUAUUAAGAUGGUUUUUCUUUCGGCUACUAUGUCCAAUGCCACUGAGUUUGCGGAGUGGAUUUGUAACAUUCAUAAGCAACCUUGUCAUGUGGUGUACACUGAUUUCAGACCUACUCCUUUGCAGCAUUAUGUUUUCCCCAUGGGGGGUAGUGGGUUGUAUUUGGUUGUGGAUGAGAAUGAGCAGUUCAGGGAGGACAAUUUUCUGAAGCUGCAGGAUACUUUUUCAAAGCAGAAACUGGGUGAUGCGAAUAGGGGUGCUAAAGGCAAUGGACGAAUUGGGAAAGGUGGCUCUGGUUCUGCUGGUUCAGACAUUUACAAGAUUGUUAAGAUGAUCAUGGAACGGAAAUUCCAACCUGUUAUCAUUUUUAGCUUCAGUAGAAGAGAGUGUGAACAGCAUGCAAUGUCUAUGUCCAAACUUGACUUCAAUACCGAAGAGGAAAAGGAUACAGUAGAGCAUGUUUUUCAAAAUGCAGUGCUCUGUUUGAAUGAAGAAGACAGGAGCUUGCCUGCCAUUGAGCUGAUGUUGCCACUUCUUCAGCGGGGGAUUGCUGUCCAUCAUUCUGGCCUUCUACCUGUUAUCAAAGAAUUGGUUGAACUUCUUUUCCAGGAAGGUCUUGUGAAAGCCCUCUUUGCUACUGAAACAUUUGCGAUGGGUUUAAAUAUGCCUGCAAAAACUGUUGUAUUCACUGCUGUUAAGAAGUGGGAUGGUGACAGUCACCGGUAUAUUGGAUCUGGUGAAUAUAUACAGAUGAGCGGAAGGGCUGGGCGUCGUGGCAAAGAUGAGCGUGGAAUUUGUAUCAUAAUGAUUGAUGAGCAGAUGGAAAUGAAUAACCUCAAAGACAUGGUUUUGGGUAAACCUGCUCCUUUAGUCAGUACAUUCAGGCUUAGCUACUAUUCAAUUUUAAAUUUGAUGAGCCGAGCAGAAGGCCAAUUCACUGCUGAGCACGUAAUAAGAAAUUCAUUUCAUCAAUUUCAAUAUGAAAAGGCCUUACCUGAUAUGGGGCAAAGGGUGGCAAAGCUGGAGCAGGAAGUAGCCUUGCUUGAUGCAUCGGGGGAGGCUGAAGUAUCUGAAUAUCAUAAACUAAAACUGGAAAUGGCACAGCUGGAGAAGAAGAUGAUGUCAAAAAUAAUAAGGCCUGAAAUGAUUCUUUAUUUUCUUGUCCCUGGUCGAUUGAUCAAAGUAAGAGAGGGUGGAACUGAUUGGGGCUGGGGUGUUGUAGUCAAUGUUGUUAAGAAACCUUCGGGUGGUGGUUAUAUAGUUGACACUUUACUUCAUUGUUCACCUGGUUCAAAUGAAAACAGCUCGCGGCCAAAACCAUGUCCACCCCGCCCUGGAGAGAAAGGUGAAAUGCAUGUGGUCCCUGUUCAAUUACCAUUAAUCUCUGCUCUUAGUAAACUGAGGAUAUUUAUACCUCCUGAUCUUCGGCCCUUGGAAGCUAGGCAAAGUAUACUGCUUGCUUUGCAGGAGCUGGGCAAUCGUUUUCCCCAAGGUCUUCCAAAGCUUAACCCUGUAAAGGACAUGAAUGUACAAGACUCAGAGAUAGUUGAACUAGUCAAUCAAAUAGAGGAACUUGAGAAAAAGUUGUUUGCUCAUCCUAUGCAUAAGCAUCAAGACGUGGAUCAAAUUAAAUGCUUUGAGAGGAAAGCAGAAGUGAAUCAUGAGAUUCAGCAACUGAAAACAAAAAUGCGGGAUUCUCAGCUACAAAAAUUUCGUGAAGAACUAAAGAAUCGCUCACGAGUAUUAAAGAAGCUUGGUCAUAUUGAUGCUGAUGGUGUAGUUCAGUUGAAGGGACGGGCAGCCUGCUUGAUUGACACAGGCGAUGAACUCCUUGUCACUGAAUUAAUGUUUAAUGGUACUUUUAAUGACCUUGAUCAUCAUCAAGUUGCUGCCCUUGCAAGUUGUUUCAUACCAGGAGAUAAGUCAAGUGAGCAGAUACAAUUGAGAACAGAGCUUGCAAGGCCACUACAACAGCUUCAAGAUAGUGCAAGAAGGAUAGCAGAGAUACAACAUGAAUGCAAAUUGGAUAUAAAUGUGAAUGAAUAUGUGGAGUCAACAGUAAGGCCAUACUUGAUGGAUGUGAUAUACUCUUGGUCAAAGGGAGCAAACUUUGCAGAUGUGAUACAAAUGACUGACAUCUUUGAGGGGAGUAUCAUUCGGAGUGCUAGAAGGCUUGACGAGUUUUUAAAUCAGUUGCAUGCUGCUGCUAAUGCAGUAGGAGAGGCUGACUUGGAGAAGAAAUUUGCAGCAGCAAGCGAAAGCCUUCGACGAGGGAUUAUGUUUGCAAAUUCCCUGUAUCUGUGAGACUGUUUUCCUGAAGGCCGUUUGUUAUAUUCAUUGUUAUUCCGGCAGGGAGAAAGUUUUUACUUUCGCAUUCCACCUUUCUGGAUGCGCUCAAUUCCUUGUCAUGUGAGCUUUCCGGUGUAAAUAUCUGUAUUCUAUUUAGAAUCCACAUGUAUACAGUCACAUGUAGUGAAGGGAGUGAUUGUAAAGUGAUAGAAAAAUCUUGUCAAUAGAAGGUAAAAUCCGGUCAAUAGAAGGCCCGGUGCGGUAUGAUUACAUUUGGGUCCAUCUUGUUCAGAGUUGGUAGGUAAUUAACCUGGACUUCAGAACCCUCGCCUCUUGGGGCUUGAGGGGUGAGGUGGCGAAGAUAUUACAGUAAACGAGUCAUUAAUUUUCAGACGAGUCAUUGGCCUGUAAUUUACUGAAAUUCAGUACAAAUUUUGAUUGACAGUUUAUAGUUUAGUGAUCAUUUAAUGCUUGUUUUAAUUAGCUUUUCAGACGCCACAUAGCAUUGAUUUGGCUGAAGGAAAAUUUUUGCGGUGCGUUGAGAUAAAUCUCAUCAUGACAUGAUUUGAUUGGUCGAAUAAAGUCAUUCUAUG
Molecule: messenger RNA, 3689 nt
Organism: Abrus precatorius (Indian licorice)
Lineage: Eukaryota; Viridiplantae; Streptophyta; Magnoliopsida; Fabales; Fabaceae
Product: DExH-box ATP-dependent RNA helicase DExH10
Exons: 16
Coding region: 184-3111 (975 amino acids)
Biological process (GO): maturation of 5.8S rRNA; RNA catabolic process
Cellular component (GO): nucleus
Molecular function (GO): ATP binding; RNA binding; RNA helicase activity
Source: RefSeq, a predicted model, not a curated record